This is a messenger RNA of Strongylocentrotus purpuratus (purple sea urchin), 1813 nucleotides long. It is a transcript of the gene snrpa1, whose product is annotated as U2 small nuclear ribonucleoprotein A'. The transcript has 10 exons. Gene Ontology annotation, biological process: mRNA splicing, via spliceosome. The record is from RefSeq and is a predicted model, not a curated record. Lineage: Eukaryota; Metazoa; Echinodermata; Echinoidea; Camarodonta; Strongylocentrotidae. Gene Ontology annotation, molecular function: U2 snRNA binding; protein binding. Bases 107 to 940 code for a protein of 277 amino acids. Gene Ontology annotation, cellular component: U2 snRNP.
AAUAGCGCUUUCUAAAGUGCGUGUAAUGCAGCGUCUUUGAAACGUGUUUUGUGUCAUUUUCAUUGGUAAUUAUUGUGUUCUGUAAGAAACAAAACAAACCAGGAAGAUGGUGAAGUUAACACCAGAACUGAUAGAUCAGGCAGCACAGUACCUGAAUCCUGUGAGAGACAGAGAAAUUGAUCUCCGAGGAUACAAGAUUCCAGUCAUUGAGAACCUUGGCGCAACAAUGGAUCAGUUUGACACCAUUGAUCUGUCCGACAAUGAGCUGCGCAAGCUGGAUGGAUUCCCCCUCCUCAAAAGAAUGAAAACAAUCAUGCUCAACAACAACAGAAUAUGCCGUAUUGGAGAGAAUCUUCAAGAAAAUCUUCCCAAACUAGAAUCAAUCAUCCUCACAAAUAACAGUAUUGCUGAAUUGGGAGAUUUGGACAAUCUUUCAACCAUCACUACUUUGACAUCACUUAGUCUUUUAAGGAACCCAGUUCAGGGUAAAAAGCAGUACAGACUGUACGUUGUCCACAAGGUCCCCGGCCUCAGGAUACUGGAUUUCAGGAAAAUCAAACUCAAGGAAAGAGAAGCAGCAGCUCAACUAUUCAAGGGAAAGAAAGGAGAGAAGCUGGCUAAAGAAAUGGGCAGGAGAUCAAGAACGUUUGUACCUGGUGCUGGUCUGCCAACUGAACAGAAGACUGGUCCAUCUCCAGAGGACAUUGCAGCCAUCAAGGCUGCCAUUGCUAAGGCAGAGAGCUUUGAGGAGGUGGAAAGACUGAAGCAGCUUCUUCAGGCUGGUCAGAUCCCAGGCAAGGAUGAUAGUGCAGGCAAGAAAAAAGCACAAGCCGAGGGAGGAGAGGUAGAAGAGGAGAAAGAGGAAGAGGAGGAACCAAUGGAUGAAGGCCAGAGCCAGAGGGACUUCACAAAAUGGGAUCCUCCCAUCGCUGUACACUGACAAAGUACACCGACAUAGCAACAGAAAAUAGACUGUAAGACUGUGGAGCACCUUCCAGAAUCCACAACAGUGUAUUGUUUUUGUAUCAUGUACCUCAUCAGGAACAUAGGAGAUUGAGAGACUCGUGGGAAGCAUUAAUUUGAAGAGAGGAGUCCAUGUUGCCUAGACAUGGAGUCUGUAGUUUUCGACAACAGUGUAUAGACAUCAAAGAGAUAUUGCAGAGCAACGAUCAUGAAUUACGGUGCUUGCUGGACGACAGAAGCCUUCGUUUCGAUACAAGUUUAUUUGGAUUUGCCAGCAGCAUUGUGACAAGAUUUGAAGAGCCCAUGCGUUUGAAGCUGAUUUCUGUUUUAUUUUUAUUUUUUAUUGAAUCAUUGAUGUAGGACAAAGACGUUGCUUCAUUUUUGGUAGAGAUUUAAUGGAGAGUAUUUUAGUAAGAGUGGCUAAGCAUGUCCUUUUAUUAUAUUCCCUAUCCAACAAUGUUCCAAAUCAAAUUAACCAUUUUGUGGAAAUUAAUUUUGUCAGUACUUUUACUAAUGUUGACCAUCAUUUUUUUUUUUUUUCUUUAGACCGAACUUGUUUUUUUUUGUAAUCAAUUUUUAUGGAUAAUAUGUUACCAUUUUCAGUGAUCACUGUGAGGCUACAAAUGAAAAAUAUUUGUAGGUUUAUCAAAAUUUAUUUCAAGAAUGUUUAUGCUGAGAAAUUGUGAUUAGUAAAUCAUUUCACCCUGAUUCGUUUUAUGAUAAGGUAAGGAUAACUACAGUAGAUUUUUUAUAUUUGUUAUAAUUAUUUCUUGAUUAUCUAUAGCUAUGAUGUGACUCUGAAAAGUAAAGGUUCACAGGUCUGAACAAAAUAAAAUCUUAAUGACGAUAA